Aspergillus puulaauensis is the source of this 348-nucleotide messenger RNA. RefSeq lists its product as uncharacterized. The coding region runs from base 1 to 348 and encodes 115 amino acids. The transcript is spliced from 2 exons. The record is from RefSeq and is a predicted model, not a curated record. Lineage: Eukaryota; Fungi; Ascomycota; Eurotiomycetes; Eurotiales; Aspergillaceae.
AUGUCCUACAAUAAGCCGGACGGUCCGCCUCCUUCCUACCCUGCCCCGGUCCACGAUCCCUACGGCCAACCCACUCCUCCGCCCGGCGCUUCGCAAGACUACUACGGUGGCUCUCCUCCCCCGCAAGGCUAUGGCUCUCCUCCCCCACAAGGAUACGGAUACCCUCAGCAGGGCGGAUACCCGCCGCAGCAACAACCUAUGUACUAUCCCCCUCAGCAGGGCUACCCGCAACAGCAGGGUUACUAUGCUGACGACCGCGGCGGCCGUGGCGGCGGAUCCGGCGGGGGUAUCUGCGCUGGUAUUCUAGCGGCUAUGGCUUGCUGCUGCUGUUUGGAUAUUCUGUUCUAG